This is a messenger RNA of Cyprinus carpio (common carp), 5937 nucleotides long. RefSeq names its product transcription factor SOX-13-like. NCBI's taxonomy places the organism in Eukaryota, Metazoa, Chordata, Actinopteri, Cypriniformes, Cyprinidae. Gene Ontology annotation, cellular component: nucleus. Gene Ontology annotation, molecular function: DNA-binding transcription factor activity, RNA polymerase II-specific; RNA polymerase II cis-regulatory region sequence-specific DNA binding. The record is from RefSeq and is a predicted model, not a curated record. Gene Ontology annotation, biological process: regulation of transcription by RNA polymerase II; cell fate commitment.
CUGUUGUUGUAGACUAUGACUGUUGUUACUUAUCUGAUUUCAAUGAAUUACACUCAACUCUGUUUUUAUUGGGUCUGAAGGUUUUUUUUUUUCGUUUUUUUUUUUUCAUUUUGAGGCCUGCUAAGAGUUGCUAUUCAGGCAGUCGACAGGUCUGACAGAUUUUCUGUGUGAAGUGAACUGUUGAUCUCUCUGUUGAAGAAUAUCAGCCUUCCGGAAUAACCAGAAAGCAGAGCUCCUCAGGGAAGAGCGACUGUGGCACAAUCGCUGAAUAGGUGUUAAACUUUGAUAAUGAGCUUUAAGUGGACAUUUUAUUGUCCCGGUUUGUGUCUGCAUGGUUAAAUAAGCCUGUCAUGCCAGUGCAGGCAGCAUAUCCCGCUUUUAUCCCGUCAAGAACAUCCAGCACCUGAGUUGUGCACCUCCAUUGUGAGCAGGCAUGUCGAUGGAUCAUUAAAGGGGAAGUUGGUGAAGUGUCAGAGAGUGUUUGGCUUCACAGUGGCUGACCGCGCACAAAGCUGCUUGUCAGUAGGGAGUCUCUGACCUUUUGCUUUUUUCCCCUCGCUUCUACCCAUCUUAUAUUUAUGCUGUGCAUUAUUUUCCUUCUUUGCAUCCCUCUCUUGUUUCAGCUCCAUUAUUACCCAUCUCUUUGUAUAUUUGUGUGAGAGGUUAGGAAACCAGUGGUGGUUCUCUCUAGAUCUCAGUGUGUCUAUACAUCCGGUCUCUGCAAAGUCUUGAGCCCAGAUCACUUCACAAGCUGAUUUAUACAAAUUCUGUGGUGCUCUAAUCUGACAAUCAAGGCUGAAAUUUCUAUUACAGCUCUUUGGAGGGCAAAUAUACUGAAAAUUUGUUAUUUAAUAGCUUUUUGAGUUCUUUUCUGGUUUCUAGUGGUCAACUGAUAGGGGUUUUCCAAUGACUGAUGUGUGGUCUGUAUCGUAAUGCAGUUUUGACAGUGGAAAGCUGAAAAGAGAAGUAAAUGAUCACUUAUUUUAUGAAUUAAUUUUUUUUUUCAUUGAUAAAGCUGUUGGGAUUUUCCAAUUAAUGCAAGGAAGUUAUAAUACUUCCAUUAUUUGUCCAAAUGAGCAUUGUUUUAAAGUGGCCAAGUAUCAUCAAAUUAAUUGGCCUGGCCAAUAUAUUGAUCGCUCCUUUACUCCUUUCUAUAUCAAGGCUGAGACUACUUUUGUCUUCAUAUAAAAUUAUUAUGUGUUUGAACUUGGAGUUGUUUUAGAGAGGAGUGCCAUUGUAUUUUUGGUCAUCCGUCAUAUUUUUACAUGGAUAAUUUUGUUAACUUUAACAGCAUUGAGUCAAAUGCAUCUAUAGACUAUCAGUUGCACGAUGCAGAAAAAGUUUAAGAGUUGUGCUGAGAACUUCUGCUGAAACCUUUGAGCACUGAUGGACGGACAACCUCGUGAUGUUAUUUCCCAUAGGCUAGGUUUUUAUUCAUACUUUGACCUCUUCUGUUUGGGUCUGCAUUGUUUCAUGUGUCCUAUUGAGCCGGGGUUUGAUGAGAGAGAGAGAGAGAGAGAACAAUAGCUUGUUAAGUGAGUUUUUCAGGGCUCGCCACAACAUCAAUGAAAUCAAACAGAGCAGGCCAGAGAAGCUCACGCUGAUAAAUGCAUUCGAUCAUUGCGGCUGUCCAUCAAAUCAUCUUCACGCUUUGAGUGCGUCGUGUUCAGCCGCUUGUGUUUGGAGUCAAAGAGCUCAGUGUUUUGGGGCCCUGUCAGAAAUAUGAAAUGUAAUUUUGUCUGUAAAGAUCUUAAAACUUCUAAAACAUGUUAGAUUACUUUGUAAAUCUUUGUAAGGUUUGAAAAUGCAUGCUUAUUUGUAGUAAAGUUUUGUUGCUGUGUUUUUGCUCAUAAUGUUUAGGAGCACUGAAGACCUGCUAUUAAAAAAAACCCUGUAACAGCAUGUUAUCUUCUCCAAAAUGGUUUCCUUUUUAAACUUUAAAUACUUUUGAUCACUGUCUCUAAGCAGUGCAUAUGUCAAAAGUUAGAAAAAUGCACUUUUUUUUGCUGUCUUAAAUGUUUACUACAUUGCACAUAUUUUUAUAGAUCCAUCUUAAGUCAUUACAGAAGCCUUCUAUAAAUAAUCCCUAAUCGCAAGUUAUCUUGUCCGAAAUGGUAAAAACUAUCCUGCACGUGAGAGGUGGCAACUGGAAAGUGCCAUGAGACUUUCUCUCUUCAUCUACAUAUUGCCAAAAACCUCCAGAUUUUGUUCCACCUACCCUCUUUACCAUGAGAUGAUCUCAGACCCACAGCGGAAAUUAGACAGACCUCCAUUAGAACAUUAGAACAGGGAAAUUUCAGCACACAAUCUGACAGCCGCCCAUCAAAACGAGCAUCCCUCUCUGUCUUUUGUCACAACAGUGAACUCAGACACUUUAGAAUGUGUGAGCCCAGUCCACCUGCUCUUCAUCCCCAAGCCAAAGGCAAUGUGACCAUGGUGGGUGUUGGUAUCAAGCUUGAAGACGACGAAUCAGGAGGUAGAGUCAUCAACCGAGAAUCCCAGCACUCCUCUCCAGUCACUGAUUGGUCAGUUCGGCAGCUGUCGGACAGAGACGACUCUGAGAAGUCAGCGCCACCUAAUGCACAAUCUCCUUUGGAGAGUUCUCCCAGUAAAGAACCAAUACGAUCAUACAGUCAAGAUGGAGGCAGCAGAGCUCAUGAUAAGACUGACAGCAAAUCUAAUGUCAGUGAGGUGAUGCCCACUAUUGAAAAGCUUCUGAAUACGGACUGGAAAGAAAAGUUCCUUGCGAAGGGUAUUCAGGGCAGUGUCAACCUAAAAGGAACCCCAGAGAGUCUGGCAGAGAAGGAGCUUCAGUUGUUGUUGAUGAUAAACCAGCUCUCUGGUCUGCGAGAGCAGCUGCUAGGAGCUCAUUCUGAGCAAAGGAACAUGGCCGCUCUGCUGCUGGAGAAACAGCAGCAACAGAUGGAACUGGCAAGGCAGCAGCAAGAACAGAUCGCCAAACAGCAGCAGCAGUUGAUACAGCAGCAACAUAAAAUCAACUUACUGCAGCAGCAAAUUCAGCAGGUGAACAUGCCGUAUGUUAUGAUCCCUGCCUUUCAUCCCAACGCCCAACCGUUGCCCGUCACCUCUGAGGCACAGAUGGGAUUGCCUCGGCAUCCCAUACACUGCAAACCAGUGGAAUAUCCCUUGCCGUUGCUGCCUAAUCCACACUCCACCCCAGUCAAAAGGUCCAGUGGUACAGUCUUUCGCCAGGAUUCCAGUCAACCUCUCAACCUCACGGCUAAACCCAAGACCCCAAGUCCCCAGGCACUGGAAAUGGCCCACUUACAAGCAGGGUACCGAGCCAGAGAUCUGACCCAUAGCCCUACUCGAUCUGCACUCAGCCUGAGCUUCUUGGGAGAGGGUGAUGUUGUGACACAAGCCAUUCAUGAUGCCCAGCAGCUGUUGCGUGGAGGACAAGGCCCGACGGGCCGAGAGAGGGACCGUGAGAGGGACAACAACACAAGGCUGGAGGCAUCUCGAGAGCGGAUGGAUGAUGGACAGUCCCUGCGGAUGAAUGAGGACCGCCUCAGCUGUGACACUGAGGGGCAGAUGGCAGCCUCUGGUGUGGGAAGCUUUGGUGAAUCCCGGACUCCCUCCUCUGGCCACAUCAAACGUCCCAUGAACGCCUUUAUGGUGUGGGCCAAAGACGAAAGACGGCGUAUCCUGCAGGCGUUCCCUGACAUGCACAACUCUAGUAUCAGCAAGAUCCUCGGUUCCCGAUGGAAGACGAUGUCCAAUCAGGAGAAGCAGCCGUACUACGAAGAGCAGGCCAGAUUGAGUCGGCAGCACCUGGAACGUUAUCCAGACUACAAAUACAAACCCCGGCCGAAGCGGACCUGUAUCGUAGAGGGCAGACGACUGCGGGUCGGAGAGUACAAGGCCAUGAUGAAGAGUCGACGACAGGAGCAACGGGUAACUUACCCUCCAAGCCAAUCAGAGCAGCAGCUACCGUACCCUCCCAGUGAAGGACAGUACUCGACCACGCCGGUGUCACUGGCCCCAUUGCCCUUGCACCCUGCCCUCCUGGAGCACUACCUUCCCCGGGGUCUGGAGCCCAUGAAAGGCCAAGGGAGUGAGAUGCGGGAGGCCACGCGGCCCAGACAGCCCUACAGUGAAGGGGAGGAGAGUGAUGUGGGUGAACGCAGUGAGGGAGAGCUGGUUGUCCUCACUGACUGAGACAGAAGGACGAAAGGAUUGGAGGACAGAAAGGGCGGAAAACGUGAAAAAGGGGGAGUGAGAUGGAGAAAAUAACUGGGAGAUUUUGCAGUCUCUGUGUACAACAUGAUGGUGUCCAAUAAAUGGUAUAGGUCAGUGUUUUCCAGUCCAGUUGUGAGGCUGUUCUGGUUGCAAACUGGGUUGGUUAGGAAGGCAGCAGACAUAAAUGAAGCAUAGAUCUUCAUUUUUCAGAUUUUUCCAGUGGUGUAAGCCUAGACAGGAUAGGUCUUACAUACUGACCACAGCUUGGAAAAAGCAAGACUUUUUCAAUCUACAAUAUUCAUUGUGAGACUGCAUAUCUCGAGAGUUUUGAAGGCACUGUGAAGCUGGUGUGCAAGAAUUGUUUAACAACUCAAACGUCACUGCACAUAUUAUGAAGUAAAUGUCAUCUGCGAAGUGCAUUAGAAAUUGCACAAGAAUCGGCUUUUCUAGAUGGGGUACAGAUUAAAUAUAUUACCUUUUGGCGUACCUGAAAAAGUUCCACAUUUGACAUCAUGUCAAAUGAUUGGCAGUAAUAGGAAGCAACUGUUCAUCCGAAAAUGGAAAGGAGAUUAGGGUGAGUAAACAAUGAAAAAAAAAAAAUUUUUUUUGAAGAACUAUUUCUUUAAAAAGUCAGUGCACUGAGAGCUCUGAAUCAUUUUGCCAUAAAAAAAGCCUCUGUGUAUUAUAAUGCUUCUUGAUGUCACCAGGGUUUUCCUGCAAAAGUUCCUGUUAAGACUGUGCCAAGGUACUUUCCAGAGCUCAAGGGCUGAGCAAAAAAAAAAGAAAACAAGUUAACAAGGAAAAAGGAAGGAACAUUCCUGAGCUCCUUGUCCAGUUUAUUAUAUCAGAUAAUGACUAUUAGAGGCUGUUCUGUAAGGAGAUUUAAGCAGCCUGCCCCUUUGAAGAUUUGCUAAAGGCAGAGAAGACUGUAGUCUUACUUCGGGUUGGUGGCGUCCUCUGCUGUUUGAAUCUGGGUACUGCACUUAAAACAUUUCCCCAGAUUAAAGUCAUGUUUUUGUUUCUUUUGAUUUAGUGCAAAAUAAUCACUUGAAAUGCACUUUUCCCAUCUAAUAUAUUUUUUUCAGACCCUCAUGAUUCAGAACAAUUUUUUUUUUUUCAGAGUAGAAUUUUGCACUUGAUGUACAUAUGCAAAUCAUUUCUACUAUCCAUUUUGUGAAACGAGAUGUGAAUAAUGCCAUUCGCUCAAAUUACACUCAUUUUUAACAUUUUGGUUUACUUUUCUAUUUUAGUGUGUGUGUGUGUGCGUGUUUGUAGAGUGAGCUUGUGCUGAAGAAAAUAACGGAGUUAUCAUUCCAGCAGUUCUUAUGACCGGGUCCAUAUUAUUGGGCUGCUAGUCAAUUUACAGUUGAGCUGAAAUGUAAACAUUUUGUUAAAAAUGAUAAACUUUUAUAUUUUAAUGAGAUUUUAGAAGAUAUUUGCCAGUGGACUGUUGUGAUAAAUCUAACACGUUAAAGGAAAUGAUGUCAUGUAUAUAGCUGGACACAGAAAUAUACGGUUUGUAUUUUAUCUGUAGAAUAAACCCGCGGGAGGAAAAGUAUGAUUCGCAACCUGGACAACUGUUGCAAAACCAGCUGUUGUAAAAUAUAGAGAUAGACUUUAUUUUGUUUAUAAAAGCGUAUAAUUUAAAGGUGUACAUGUUUUUUUUUCCCCUGUAUGUUGCAUUUUAUCAAGCAAGUUUUGUGGUUUGUUUUUGAAGCAUAAAUAAAAAUGUUACGU